Molecule: messenger RNA, 902 nt
Organism: Vigna radiata var. radiata (mung bean)
Lineage: Eukaryota; Viridiplantae; Streptophyta; Magnoliopsida; Fabales; Fabaceae
Product: acyl-protein thioesterase 2
Exons: 9
Coding region: 79-849 (256 amino acids)
Molecular function (GO): hydrolase activity
Source: RefSeq, a predicted model, not a curated record
GGGGCAUCACCAUCCUACAUUUUCUUCAUUGUAGUUGCUGGGGUUGCUUGUGCUUCACCAAUUUCCUCAAACAAUAAAAUGAGUCAUGCACAUUCUCAUACGGGCUCUGGCAGCAGAAUCACUCGAGGUACUUUUGAGUUUGGAAAGACAUAUGUUGUGAGACCCAAAGGAAAACACCAAGCCACUAUAAUUUGGUUGCAUGGUCUUGGUGACAAUGGUUUGAGCUCAUCUCAGCUUUUGGAAUCCCUUCCACUUCCAAAUAUAAAAUGGAUUUGUCCAACUGCCCCCACCCGUCCUGUGGCAAUACUUGGUGGUUUUCCCUGCACAGCAUGGUUUGAUGUGGGAGAACUUUCAGAAGAUGGCCCAGAUGAUUGGGAGGGUUUGGAUGCCUCAGCAAUACACAUUGCUAACUUGUUGUCAACAGAGCCAGCUGAUGUGAAAGUUGCUAUUGGAGGCUUCAGCAUGGGUGCAGCAAUAGCCCUAUACUCUGCAACUUGUUUUGCCAUAGGAAGGUAUGGAAAUGGCAUUCCCUACCCUGUCAAUCUAAGAACAGUGGUUGGACUUAGUGGUUGGCUUCCAGGAUCAAGGAGCUUAAGGAACAAGAUAGAAGUAUCACAUGAAGCAAGAAGACGAGCAACUUCAUUACCCAUUUUGUUGUGCCAUGGAAUCAGUGAUGAUGUGAUCCUUUACAAAUAUGGUGAAAAAUCAGCUCAAUCUUUAUGCUCAGCAGGGUUUCGAUAUGUUGCAUUCAAAUCCUAUGAUGGGCUUGGUCAUUACACAAUUCCUAGAGAGAUGGAUGAAGUUUGCACUUGGCUUAGUUCAAAGUUGGGGCUUGAAGGAUCCUCGUAAUUAUUCUAUUUCAGAGAUUUUGAGAUAAUAAAAUUAAAAUGUUCUGUUUUUAA